AUGGCUCUUCAGCAGCCGCAGCAACAUAAGCAGCAUUCAAAACAGAAACAACCUGCUACUUUACGUCAACAACAAAAACAACAAACACAGCGUGGACAACAGCAACAUCUACAGCAACCGCUACCUAUAUCCUCAUCACUUCUUGUCUCCAACACCGGUAGAAAGAGUAACACUGAGAAUACUGAGACUUUUGCCAACUAUCACUGCAACAACAGCACAUCUCGAAAGACCAGCGUUGGGUGCAACAGGGAUACGACGUUUAGUAAGCCCUCACACGACACUCCAUCUACAUUGAGUCUCAGCAGCGCAUCCUUAUCUGCUCAGCUGAAAUCAAGCCCAACGGGCGGUUCAAAUCCACAAAAGCCGGUUGCAAUUGUUAAGAACAGCACCUUGGCCUCCUCUGUUCUCUCUACGGACACUGGAAGCGAGAGCUCCCGCUCCUCAGGUGGUGGCUAUAGCAAUGGCUCGAUGAGCCAGGACAACUUGACUCAAACUGUAAGGGCGCAGUUGGCCUCCACCUCCAAAUCGGCAGACUCGUCUGGAACAGAGGAUGUACUAGAUCUGAAAGUUGAUGAAGCAAGAGCAGGAGAUGAGCAGACAGGAUCUAUUUUCCGGUUGGGAUUCACAAAUCGGUGUCAGGAUCAUCUCAAAGUGUUCUUUUCCAUGCACCAUAAACUAUUUGAUUUAGUUGCGUUCUACGUUGUCAUGUUUGCUAUCAAUGGCCAAAUGACCUCACUACCAACACGGCUCGAGUGGAUCGGAUUCUGUGUUCAGUCAAUUGUAGCAUUGCGAAGGGCAUUUCAGACAUCGAUCAAACAUGGGCUUGGCCUAACUUCAUUCUUGGGUAUGCUCGACCUCCUCGUUGGCCAAUUAUUUCUGCAUCAGGAUCGACUUGGCUUGUUGCCAACGGUUGCCAACAUUCUAGUAUACUUUUAUGUGAUCAAUCUUACACGAGGCUUAGUCUUUGGUGAUUCAGUCUCUUGUCUGCUUUGGUUCUUGUUUGGGCUCGUUGACAUUUAUCGCAAGGAUCCCUCUUCAGCUUCUAUCAUCGAUCUCACGGCUUACAGAGUCAUUCCAGUGCAUACUGUCGGAUUUGGUUUAUAUAUCCUCAUGUCGGAGUUGGUGGAUGUCAUGCUACAUAGUACUGAGCCGGAUCCUAUCCAAGGUCGAUAUCUCAACUAUGUAGGUACACAAAAAGAAGGUCCAGUGUCUUUGAGAUCGUCAUCCAAGCGUACGUCCUCGACACGCUCAGUAGAUCCUUCCAGCAAUCUUCGAUUUGAGCUCUGCAUAACAGAAAUCACGCCUUUCACUGUUUCAUUUUGCCUCAAUGCUCUGUCAGAAACGCCAUCUCAGGAUCAAUCGAUGGCGCAGAACUCAUCUGUAAAUACUUCAUCAUCAGUAACACCGGAGACAAACGCAGCAGGGGGUUUAGAAGUUGUGCCUGAAACUGUGGACCUUUCAUCUAUUAAAAUCGGACCCGCUAGUAGUUCAUCUUCAUCACGACAAUCCAAGACGACAUCGACUCCUAAGAUUAUUUCAACUUCAGAGAUUGUGAUACACGUUAAUUACAUUCCUUGGCACCAAGUUCAGUAUCACUUUCCGGACGAGCAAAGCUUUACGGUAUACGGCCUCACUCCAUCGACAGACUAUGAGAUUGAGAUGAAAGUUCAUCAAUUCUCUAGCUUUGUGAGCAGAGUUGGUACCCGUGCAGCGCCACCUGGGAUGCCCAUGCCGGUAAGAAGCUCUGUAAAGCAAGAAAAACCGGCUGAGCCUGCCUCCAAAGUUAGAAACCGGAAAAAUAAAAAAAACCAAAAGAGCCAACAAGAUCCUUCAGAGAAGGGAAUGGAGACGAAUCGGUCCAAGGCAACAGGAGCGACGAAUGUGGCGGCAGCAUCUUUAUCAAACUCAGUAAUAGAAAAUCCUUUGACAAUGCUUCCAGGCGAUCCUCACUCUGAGACGGCUUCUAAUCAGCCCGUGGAGUGCACUGCAGCAAGAGAACAAAAAAACACCAACCAAUUACUUUUCGAACAACUUCAGGCAUCUAUUCAGGCAUCAGUGGAUGCUGCAAACGCUACUAAAGUUGCUCUUAAAAAGUUAAGGCGGGAUCAGAACAAAAGUGAGUCUCUAUUACGGCAGGAGUUAGAGGGCAUUGGUCGAGGGCAAUCCAAGGCUCUGAUACAGGAUCAAAAGCGCCGACAAAAACUCUCCUUUGUACAAGAGUCGAUCAAGCAGGCAGACGCCCAUGCGUCCGCUCUCCAAGAGGAGUUAUUAGAACUACGCCAAUCGACACUUUCUACUCAACCAAAGCUGGAAGACACAAUGCAGGCCAUCCAAACAUUGGAACAACAGGUUCAAUCAACUUUAGCCAAUACCAAGUCGGAAAUUAUGCCCUUAAAGACUGAAUGUCAGCGCCUUCAAACUGAGAUCAAGCGACUAGAAACAGAACAAUCUGAUUGGGCAUCUAAAACGACGCAGUUGCACGAAAAUGAGGUGGCUCCCCUCCAAUUGAGACUGCAGCGAUUAGAACAACAACAAGUUGUAUGGAAAGUUGCAGCAGAAGCCAGUAAGGAGAAGGCUCGUGAAGCUAAUCUUAGGAUCGCAGCUUUGGAAGAGGAAGUUCAGAAAAAAAGUUUGCAAGCGCAGCAACUAGAAAAUGAGAUUCAAAUGUUAGGACAGGAGAAUGCUCAGCUUAUGGAAUCUGUUGAACAGGCCAUGGAAUUGUGGGAGAGCCUUGAACGUGAGCCAGAUCCAGAUGUAGAUUUAGAUGUAAACAUGGAGAAGACGGUGCAAGGAAGCUCGUUACUCUCUCAGCAGUUUCCCCAAAUACCUCUUCCCCCUUUGCGUCCAAAACAACUUAAUCCUCUUGGUGAUUCGAUUGAAGGCAAUACGCAUGAUGCAUAUUGGGCCUCAGCAAGUCAAGGAGUUGAUUCGGAUAGUAACUUAUGGCUGAGUUUAAUCAAUCCGUUGAACGGGAGCAGUGCAGACGGAGGUCAGCCUCACUCGCGGACUAAUGGAAUGAAGACUCAUACCUUUGACCCAAUAGUGACUGAAUCGUUGUGGGAUUUGUCGUCUAAAUCUACGCGCAUUGAAUAA
Molecule: messenger RNA, 3093 nt
Organism: Lobosporangium transversale
Lineage: Eukaryota; Fungi; Mortierellomycota; Mortierellomycetes; Mortierellales; Mortierellaceae
Exons: 3
Coding region: 1-3093 (1030 amino acids)
Biological process (GO): double-strand break repair via homologous recombination
Cellular component (GO): Smc5-Smc6 complex; site of double-strand break; nucleus
Molecular function (GO): single-stranded DNA binding; damaged DNA binding
Source: RefSeq, a predicted model, not a curated record